Messenger RNA from Ailuropoda melanoleuca (giant panda), 4121 nucleotides. RefSeq names its product leukotriene B4 receptor (gene LTB4R). NCBI's taxonomy places the organism in Eukaryota, Metazoa, Chordata, Mammalia, Carnivora, Ursidae. Gene Ontology annotation, cellular component: plasma membrane. The transcript has 2 exons. Gene Ontology annotation, molecular function: complement receptor activity; leukotriene receptor activity. The record is from RefSeq and is a predicted model, not a curated record. Bases 1828 to 2841 code for a protein of 337 amino acids. Gene Ontology annotation, biological process: inflammatory response; complement receptor mediated signaling pathway; positive regulation of cytosolic calcium ion concentration.
UGGCCGGUUACCUGAGUGCUCCCGUGGGCCAUCGCCCCGGGUUCUGCUUUAGUGACUGUUAACACCACCCAGGCAGAGGCCAAGACAUAGCAAAGGAAAUUCAGUCCUCAGGGUUACACCGGGGCCACCCAAACUGGGACGGGGUGGAGCUCUGGAUUUGAGGGGCAGGAAGUAUGCUUAGAGUAUCUAGUCUGGGGUGGAGGACGAAAGGCUGUUGAGGCGGGGAGUAGUUUGGGAGAGGAGGCAAAGACAACCCAGCCUCUGUCAGAAGGAGCCUCUGGUUGACCCUGGAGCUCUGAGCCAGAACUUUCAUCCCCAAACACCGACAGCAGGGGCUUCUUCCUGUUCUCAUGUGCUGGGGCAGAGGCUCCCUAACUUCCUCUCUUCCAUAGUCCCCGUCUCACAACUUCUGUGGUCAGAAAGCCCUUCCUCAACUCUGCCUUCUUGCUGCGGUUUCAGCCCAUCUCUUUGCAUCACAUCCUCUGCCUUGCAGCUACUGGUCAGCUCUGCGCUGGCCUUUCGCAAAGCAGAGAAUGUGGGCACGCUGCGAAGGGUAAGGGACGUCAGGGACCACCAUCACAUCCCGCAUCCCUCCUGACGAGUGACAGGGUUGGCAGGGAAGCAGGAAGGCUCACGGUCAGACUGAAGGAAAGACUUUUCAGAUCUUAGCCCCUGCAGGAGAGAUCAAAGCGGGAGACUGCCCUCCUGCCAGGAAGGGAGAAGCCUGACCAUUUUGGAGGCUGUUCUUCUUUGCACAUUCCUGGUUUGCCCUCCUGGCAGGGCAGGUGUGAGGCAUCCCUGCCCCCACCUCCUCUCCCUAUGCUCAGCCUCUACUUUUUCUGUGUGUCUAAGGUGGGACUGGACAGCCAACUAUGGGCAGGUAGGAAAGAGGUGGUGCUGACCUCUGCCCAGCGCCCAGAUCUUCAAUCCAAAUUCAUGUGGCGGGGAAGCCACACGGGCAAGCGCAAGGCAAGUGGCUGCGGGAAAGGCGGAGAAACUGGCAUUCUGUGGGAUACUAAGGAGAUCGUUUGGAAUUUGGCUUCUGCCAAAGGGAAGGGAGAACUGACUGACCUAGAACUGAAGCAACCCUUUUAAAUGAGGGAAUAGAUGGGGGUGCUGGAAGAGGGCCCUCCCCCUCCAGCUCCACUCGUGGCUUGAACCCAAGCCAAAGACAGGGCGCUGUCCUCUUUAAAUCCUGAUGUUACCUGAACCCAAACCCAUAACCUAGCCACAGCUCUAACCUACACUUCCUAUUAAUCUAAAAAUCUACAUUAUUUACACAACGUAUAAAGAUACCCAGCAUUCUGGCAAUUUGAGCCCAUUUCCCUUCUCUGGCUUCCCUCCCUCCUUCUCCUGUAUGACAGUUUAUUACUCUGUCCAAUUCUCCAGUCCAGACCUGCAUCUGAGGCCACACCCCAGCCUACUCACUCCCCUCACCCCUCUUUCCUCUCACUGCGCCUUCCUGGGCUCUUCUCAUCUGGUCCCGCCCCUGAGGAGUCUUCCUCUGUGCUAGGCUUUUGUGCUAGGAACACAAAGACUAUUCUCCCCCCCCAGCGAAGGGAGGGCUAGGAGUUUCAGCCCCACCCUCAGGAAGAUGUGUCUUCCCCCUCCCCUGCUUCUUGGUACUUCCUCUCUGGCGUACUUAGCUGAUAGCACCCAGACCUGGGGCUGGGACCCUGGAACUGGGGCAGAUCUGGGAAUAGGCUACGCCACUCCACCCUGACCGUGGCAUUGGCACCUGCUUCCAACCGGUACCUGGCAAAGCCUGGAAGUCCUUGCCGUGGCCACGGACACUCUGUCUUGCGCAGCGCCCCCUCACUAGGUGUCAUGUUCAUCAUUCCGUUGACUAUCGUCAUACUGUCAGUGGCGCUGGUCCUGGGGCUUCCUGGCAAUGGCUUUGUGGUGUGGAGUAUCCUGGUAAAGAUGAGGAAGCGCUCUGUCACUGCCUUGCUGGUGCUGAACCUGGCCGUGGCGGACUUGUUCGUACUGCUUACCGCCCCCUUUUUCCUCCACUCUGUGGCGCGAGGCACCUGGGUGUUCGGACUGGCGGGCUGCCGCCUGUUUCACUACACCUGUGGAGUCAGCAUGUACGCCAGCGUCCUGCUGAUCACCGCCAUGAGUCUGGACCGCUCGCUGGCGGUGGCCCUCCCCUUUGUGUCCCAGAAGGUUCGUACCAAGGCCGUUGCCUGGUGGGUGCUAGCAAGCAUCUGGGUGACGUCCCUUCUGCUGGCCAUUCCCGUCAUCUUGUACCGCACCGUGACCUUGAAACCGAACAACCAGACCCUGCAGUGCUUCCCGAAGUACUCCAGCGAACGCGUCAAGGCGUUCCAUCUGCUCUUCGAGGCCGUCACCGGCUUCCUGCUGCCCUUCCUGGUGGUGGUGGCCAGCUAUUCGGACAUCAGGCGCAGGCUGCAGGCCCGGCGCUUCCGCCGCAGCCGCCGCACCGGCCGCCUGGUGGCGCUCAUCAUCCUGGCCUUCGCCGCCUUCUGGCUGCCCUACCACGUGGUGAACCUGGCCGAGGCCGGCCGGGUGCUGGCUGGGAGGGCGUCGCCGGCCGGAGACCCGCUGCUCCUGGCGCGCCACGUGUUCAUCGCGCUGGCCUUCCUGAGCAGCAGCGUGAACCCCGUGCUGUACGCGUGCGCCGGCGGCGGCCUGCUGCGCUCGGCCGGCGUGGGCUUCGUCGCCAAGCUGCUGGAGGGCACCGGCUCCGAGGCGUCCAGCGCCCGCCGCGGGGGCACCCUGGGCCAGACGGCGAGGGGCGCCCCCGCCCCAUCCGAGCCCGGCCCCUCGGAGAGCCUCGCUGACUCCAUCGACGCUCUGCAGCGAAGCGAACUGAACUAGGCCUGGGGGUUGCCUGUGGUGCUGCCGCUGCUGGUGGAAGGACGCUGGCUGUCCUCACAGCGGAAUGCUCCCCACGCAGGCCUGACCCAGUUUACCCCGAGGGGGAGGAGGAGGAGGACAGUGGGGUGGAGCGGAAGAGCAGGGAGGGGCGGGGCAGGUAAGGGCAGAGUGAAGGCCUGGAGCAGCUUUGCGAUUAAACCUGGUCUCACAUUGGGUCAACCCUGUGUGUGGGGCGCAUGCAUUAGGGACAAGAGGGAUGCUCCUGGGCGCCCUUAGGGGGGUCCUUCUCAACAGUUGAGAGGCACAUCCUUUAGUUUAGUUUUGGAAGGGACACAAAGAUACAGAAACCAGAGCCCCCUCUCCUCUCCCAUUCUGAGGCAGGUGCUCUGCGGGUCGUACUUAGAACGACACAGGGCUACAGACCCCUGAACGAGCUGAUCGAGGAAGACCACCCAUGUGGGCUUAUCAACUCCAGACUCCCUGAAUCAGCAGAUGUUCUGAGUACACUUAGCACUGCUGUAGGACCUCUACCCUGAAGCCUGUGAUAGGUAUCACUGUUACCAUGACUCCAACUUCCUGCUACUCAUCUUUGUCCUUUCAGUGGGCAAUGUUCAAGGGGACUGCCUUCCUUCCCUCCAUUUCCCAAGGGGGUCCCCCUUGAAAACAGAGUCAUCAUAUCUUAGUCCCUGAUAAAAGCAGAAAGGUCAGCUUUCUGCCAGCACCCAGAAAACACUCUGAUGCCCUCUGUGACCCUGGUCAUUCUCAGCAGAUGAAGAUUCCCGUAAGUGGGAGGGUUAAGUCAUUCUUUCUGAGGGAUGACUUUUGUUUUGGGGAGCCUCAGACUGGCUCUGUUUUUGGGAAGAUGGUAGCCCAAGUGGCAGCAGUGUACUUUUUGAAUCUCUUCCAUAAAGAGCAACUAGGAGAAAAACCAAGAACCCACGUGCAACAUCUGUAACAAACCCAGGGUGUCAAGAUAUGGCUCACAGACCCCCAAAUAUGAACAAGUAGGAAAGAACCAGGGAUGCUUCAAGACCCACAUAACAUCAGCACCUGCACGGAAGGAUGCAGAAGGAAGCAAGAGUGCAUCUGAGGGACCUGAGAACAAGAGAAUCCCAGAACUGUCUGCAGGUCUUGGCUGGAAAGCAUGGGUCAACUUGCCAACAGGGAGGGACCCGACAGAUCGUUCCGCAGGCCUCCAGCGCCCAUGCUGCGUAGGAAGCACAGAAUAGGUGCUUAUUUAGUGUUUAUUAAAUGAAUAAAGGUCAAAUGACAUUUUCCUA